GGUUGAUCAGAAUGGCAAACUUUAAGGGCCAUGCUCUUCCAGGCAGUUUCUUUUUACUCUUUGGCCUCUGGUGGCCAGCGAAGUUUGCAUUGAAACACUACAGCAUGAAACGGAACAAAAAGGGACGGGCACACCGGAGCUUUGACCAUCUGGAGAUCAUCGAAGGAGCUGUCAAAGUCAUCUUUGCAGUGAUAGGGAUCCUUGGCGAGCAGUUUGUUCCAGACGGUCCCCACUUGUACCUCUACACCAGAGAGCCAUGGAGUUGGGUGAAGAUGAUGAACUGGCAGCAUUGCACCAUGUACCUGUUCUUUGGCCUGUCGGGAGUUGUGGAUGUCCUCACUUAUUGCCCAGCCGGGCUGCCUCUAGGGCUGGAUCGGCUCAUGCUGGCUAUUGCCUUCUUUGUCCAAGGUGUCCUCCUCUACUUCCACGUCCAGAACCGGCCAAUGCUGGACCAACACAUCCAUGCUCUGCUGUUGAUUGCUAUCUUUGCUACCAGCGCAAGUAUUCUGUUGGAAAUCUUCCUGCGAGAUAACGUUAUCCUGGAGCUCUUCCGUGCCACCCUCUGCUUUGUGCAAGGAACCUGGUUUUGGCAGAUUGGCUUUGUGUUGUAUCCACCAUUUGGAGGACCAACCUGGGAUGAGGCUGAUCACGAAAACAUGAUGUUCAUCACCAUGUGCUUCUGCUGGCACAUUGCCAUAGCUAUCUCCAUGGUGACUGUCAUUUAUACUCUGGUCCAAUGCUUUGUCCAGAGAUGUAGAACAAGCAAUAGACGAAUACAGAUCCGGCUCAGCCUCCAGAAACAGAAGAACGCAAAAGACAGCUGCGCUUUCCUCUUAAACGCCUCUGAUGAAGAAUGAGUGAAGAUGCCGGCCUGCAUUGGUCUUGUUAUGCUUCAUCAAA
Messenger RNA from Anolis sagrei ordinatus, 900 nucleotides. Its product is annotated as transmembrane protein 45B-like. Lineage: Eukaryota; Metazoa; Chordata; Lepidosauria; Squamata; Anolidae. The record is from RefSeq and is a predicted model, not a curated record.